CACAGCGGAGCAGUCGGAAGACAGAACACACACGCGUGCACUCACACUCACACCCAGGGAGGGCGAGUGAAAGAGGAAACUGCAGAAGAGGAAACAGCGGCUGCGCUGCAGUUGAAAGUCUGUGUGUGUGUGUGUGUGGUGUGUGUCUGCCUGCCUUGAGUCCGUGUCCGUGCCCCUCCCGGGCUCAGCAUCCUGCCGGCUGAGCCCAGGACCGGCUGGGCCCAGGACCGGCUCGGCCUCGGCCUUCCGGGGGCCGGUGCAGCCGUGCCCGCCAGCCCCCUCCGCAGCCCCCUCGUGCAGCCCCCCGCCCCUCGGCUGCCAUGGCCCGGGAGAACGGCGAGAGCAGCUCCUCCUGGAAAAAGCAAGCCGAGGACAUCAAGAAGAUUUUCGAGUUCAAGGAGACCCUGGGGACGGGUGCGUUUUCUGAAGUGGUUUUAGCAGAAGAAAAGGCAACUGGAAAACUCUUUGCAGUUAAGUGUAUCCCCAAGAAAGCACUCAAGGGCAAGGAGAGCAGCAUUGAGAAUGAAAUUGCAGUUCUGAGGAAAAUCAAACAUGAAAAUAUCGUUGCUCUGGAAGAUAUCUAUGAAAGUCCCAACCACUUAUAUCUGGUUAUGCAGCUUGUCUCCGGGGGUGAGCUCUUUGAUCGCAUAGUGGAGAAAGGAUUUUAUACAGAAAAAGAUGCCAGUACACUUAUCCGGCAGGUCUUGGAUGCUGUAUACUACCUCCACAGGAUGGGAAUUGUGCAUAGGGAUCUCAAGCCCGAAAACCUGCUAUACUACAGCCAGGAUGAGGAGUCUAAAAUCAUGAUCAGUGACUUUGGAUUGUCAAAAAUGGAGGGAAAAGGAGAUGUCAUGUCUACAGCUUGUGGCACACCAGGAUAUGUUGCUCCUGAAGUCCUAGCCCAGAAACCCUACAGCAAAGCAGUGGACUGCUGGUCCAUCGGUGUGAUUGCCUAUAUUCUACUCUGUGGUUACCCUCCCUUCUAUGAUGAAAAUGACUCCAAACUUUUUGAACAGAUCCUCAAAGCAGAAUAUGAGUUUGACUCCCCAUACUGGGACGACAUAUCAGAUUCUGCCAAAGAUUUCAUUCGGAAUUUGAUGGAGAAAGACCCCAACAAAAGAUACACGUGUGAACAGGCUGUCCGGCACCCCUGGAUCGCGGGCGAUACGGCCCUCAACAAGAAUAUCCACGAAUCCGUCAGUGCUCAGAUUCAGAAGAACUUUGCGAAAAGCAGAUGGAGGCAAGCGUUCAAUGCCACGGCCGUCGUGAGACACAUGAGGAAACUGCAUCUUGGGAGCAGCCUGGACAGUUCCAACGCGAGCAUGGCAGGAGGCCUCAGCCUGGGUGCCCAACUCCCAGAUGGGACAGUCCGAAAAGAUUGUCUGGCCUCUUCUACCCUCUGCAGCUUUAUCUCUUCCUCCUCGGGUGUCACCACGGUGGCAGCCGAACGGAGACCGCGACCCACCACUGUCACUACAGUGCACACUGGCAGCAAGUGACUGGCCCUGGGGACAGCGGGGUGACAGAGGAAACCGUUCCCCUGGCAGCCGGGGCCGAGGCGUCCCUCCAGCGAGAUUUCACCGGGCACGGGGCUCUGUCCCCCGUGGGACUGGAAGAAAGAAGUUUUUUAUGGCCAUAUUUUAUACUACUAUUCUGAAGUGUUUCAUUUCUCACAAACUGCAAUGACUCCAAGUUAACACCCACGGGGAACCGAUUUAACAGGAUCUGGUGCUGUAUAUACGAGUCUAGCAGUCUACAAUGUUCUAGCUGAAAGGACACUUAUUUUCCUCUUAUUCCCACCCCUAGCCAAUUACUCUUCUCAGUGUAGGUAACGAUAUAUGUUGUAUUUUUUCAUUAACUAAAAAAAAAGGUUUCAACUGGAUUAUUUAAAUAUCAGUAACUUUUGUGCAUUAGAGCUUUUUCCUUUUAAGAAGUAUUUUCUUUUGGAUCUGUACCUCUUGGUACAGGUGGUUAAGAUUCCUUGCUUCUGUAAGUAGAGAUUUAUGUUAACCUUAAAAUGCAUUUUUUUUGGUGGGGGGUGGGGUAUAGAGUUGGGGAGGUGAAGGAUUUAAAAGGCUUUUUUAACUAUUGCAAUCCAAGGGAGACUCUGAUAGUGUAACUUGAUUCUUGCUCCUUCCCCACUGCUGCCCACCUCCACCCCAGUUCUUCAUCAGUCAGCAGCCACCGACUCACACAAGCACCUCAGCAACCGCAAAGGUGUUUAACCCAUCGGCCCUCCUCUCAGCACAUCCUUGUCCCUAGUAGUCCCAGAAGCUGCCCCAGAAACUCAGACAUGAGAAAGAGGGCCACUUCCAGACGAAACCAUUUCGGCCAACCCCUCAAACCCUGGUUUCCUAUGGGAAGGAAGCGCCUCCUCUAAAGCUGACCAGAGUAUCUGGUGUUUCCUUUGCAACUUUUCAGGAUAAACUUGCAAAAGAAAGGGAUAACUAUGUAGUCUUUUUUUAAAGGCUUCCUUUCUAGUUGAAAGGACUAUUUCUUACUGACAUUGCCCAGGCACAGAUAGUUCUCAAGCAACUAGCCACAGCUCUGUUGUUCUCAUUCGAAAACCAUCUGUUUUGCCCCCAACUUCACUAUGUCAAUAGAAAACUGUCUCUCCAGAUGUCGACCCCCAUUCCCUCUGCCUGAAGGGAAAUUGUUCGGGGAGUUAUUCCUUUUAAUUAGGCCCCGUGAAAGCAGAAACAAUCUGAACAAACCAUUCCUUCCUCUCUCAGUCUCGGAUCAUGCAUCUGGGGCUAAGUACCAGCCCCCCGAUGGUGGAAUUAGAUAAGCCACAGUGGACACAGCAGUGUGAGGCAGAUAGGGGAACCCAACCAUAGUCAUCUUUCAGACUCACAGACUUCAAAGAGGCUGUUUUGCAGGCGAAGGGACAGAUAUUCCAGAAGACAAAGACACAUUCUGACCCAGGGCCCCUUGCAGGGAACACUACCUGAGUAUUUCCCGGGUCUCCAGUUGGUCCUGGAGUCUGAUCAGUCAGUUCAAACCCCAGGUUCCCAUCAUGGUGUGCUACUGAGGCUGAGGUCCUCCUCCAUCAAUAAAAGCAGGCUGUAAGAAUUGGGCAGUUCAUAUAGGCCCACGGCUAGGAAAUAGGAAGUGAGGUUCGAGCUACUUGAGCCUUAAGAAAACCACAAUUAAUAGGUUCUUCAGAAAACAGGUCCCAGCCCCAGGUAGUAAAAUGAACAUUUUAUGGAAUCGGUGUCCUGGGGGUGGGGGGUGUCCAUCUUCAGAAGUACAAUGGUAAGGUGUUAUAGAAUAAUGUUCAAAGUAAUGUGCAUUUCCCUGGAACUAUUCGAACCCCUGCCUUUUAUUAGCAACCGAGGUAAACAGUUUUGUGGGAGUGGAUGACUAUAAUUCUGCACCUUUAUGUGUACUAUAUAAAAGAGCACUUUUUGAGGCCUUGUGAGCUAUGCAGUCAUUGGCACUUGAAAAAUCUGAAGCUCAAUUUUGUGUUUCAUGUGCUUCAAGAAUUUUUACUGCAAACUUUCGGGGUGCAUGUUAUGUGAUGAAUGCAUGUCAUCAAACUGCAUUUAUGAGCUAGCCAAAAGGAAAGCCCAUUAUGCAGGUGAACCCUUGGAUUUGGGCCGGUUUUCUCUGCCAUUGCCGUAAACCUGUAAUGCAACUGUGUCUCAUGUUAAUACUAUUUCUUAAAGUGCUUAGUGGUUUCA
Tachyglossus aculeatus (Australian echidna) is the source of this 3683-nucleotide messenger RNA. RefSeq names its product calcium/calmodulin dependent protein kinase ID (gene CAMK1D). Bases 321 to 1499 code for a protein of 392 amino acids. Gene Ontology annotation, molecular function: calmodulin binding; ATP binding; calcium/calmodulin-dependent protein kinase activity. NCBI's taxonomy places the organism in Eukaryota, Metazoa, Chordata, Mammalia, Monotremata, Tachyglossidae. The transcript is spliced from 11 exons. Gene Ontology annotation, biological process: peptidyl-serine phosphorylation. The record is from RefSeq and is a predicted model, not a curated record. Gene Ontology annotation, cellular component: intracellular anatomical structure.